This is a messenger RNA of Lymnaea stagnalis (great pond snail), 3596 nucleotides long. NCBI's taxonomy places the organism in Eukaryota, Metazoa, Mollusca, Gastropoda, Lymnaeidae. The record is from the annotation of a GenBank genome assembly.
AAUGGCAGCUAACUAAGAAUUUUUUUUUUUUUUAAUUGUAGUUCAUGUGUUUUUGAAACGGUAAUUAAUUAAUUUCUUCAAGCAUAUUUUAAGAGGAUUUAAAUUUAAUAUGUAAGUGAGCUUUUGUUAAUUUUGCUGGCUCAAUAAAUAGGCCUAAGUCUAAGUACUUUCAUACUCAUACUCAUACUAUUACUCUUAGUCUUAGUCUUAGUAAGUCUUAGUCAGAUUAUGAUUAAGGUUAUUUAUAUUUAUAAUUAAUUAUCUAGGCACUGGGCAAUUAGUAGAAUUAGUAUCAAUAGCUUUGGCUUUAUUAAUAAUUAUAAUACUUAAUUCACUAAUUUAAUAAAAUUAAAUGAAUUAUGUCCUUUAAACCUCAUUAGUUAAGAAGUUAAGACAGUUAAGUAACUAAUUAAGAUACUUAGCAAGUUUAAUUUGAUUAAUUUGACUUAAGUUAAGACUAGCCUAGGCUUAAACAAUUUAAUCAUGUUCAUAUUUAUUACUAGUAAAUAGUCUUAGUCUAUCUACAGCCUAUAACUAUAACUAUAACUACAGCCUACAGACCUUCUAAAAGUCAUCACAUUCAUUAGAUGCAUCAAUCACAUGUAAUUGGGCAUUAUUAAACAAAUAAGUAAUGAAAGUCUGGGACACAAGUGUUAAAUGGCUUAUUCACUAAGUAUUCAGCCAAAGCCAUGCCAUGUAUAAUUUGAAGUCUUUAACUUUAGCAUUGUAUAGCCUUAUUAAAUUAUGCAUAUAUAAUUAUAUCUAAUGACCAAAUAGCCAAAUUAUAAACAUCUUUAUUUAGGCUAAUCAACACAAAAAGCAAAAUUUUGCCAGAAAAUUACAUUUUUAUCUUCCCAUGUUUCAGGCUUUUCUAUUAAGGCGGGGCUAGAAUUAAUUGGUCAAUUAAAAAACUAAGCUAGUAAAUUAUUCAGUAAAACACCAUGGGAUGUAAACAAUCACGAACCAUUAAAGUGCAGCCUAUUGGGCUUUCAAACACAAGUGACAGAGGAACAUUGAAAGUAAAGGAAGGUACCAAUGCUAAUAGAAAAAUUAAUGAAACAAAAGAUAUUAUUGUGGAUGAAUAUGAAAUAGAUUCGGAUGGCAAAAAAAUUCCAAUGAAAAGGAAAAUACCAUUGCUGCAAAAAGGGAAAUCAUCACUUAGUUUGGCUGAUCAUAGGUCCUUAGAUGGAGAUCGGGGAUUUUCAGCGACCUCAAAAGCUUCUGCUGAUUCAGGGCUUGGCGAGGAUGAUUACGCAUAUGGCAAAGACCUUGGCAACAUUAUAACAGAAUACUCUGCAGAAGAUGAUGUACGCAAAGUGGAGAGAAGUUUCAUUGAAAGGGAUGAUCUAGGUAAAGAUUUUGUUUUCAUUAAAAAAUGAUACGACAAGUAAUCUGUUUAGUUCUGGAGUUAUUUUCUUGGUUCUGACAUUUUUUUGUUCCUAAGAUUUUCAUUAAUAUAAAUAUUGCAUUAAAAAAGAUAUCAUAUUUGAUUUAGAUUCUUUUUAGUGCUUAUAUAAAUUUUAAGAAUCUAACAGGUUUGUUUUUACAAUGGAUAAGGCACAUCCCAUUUAUACACUACUGACUAAAAGAUGAUAAAACUAGAUGCUAAGUUUCAACAAUAUAGGCAAUUAUGUAUUGUGCUAAUUUUUUUUUGGAAUCUUACAGAUUUAGGAAUUACAGGGUUCCAGCUCCCAAAUAGACAUAGUGCUAAACUGGCUGAUAGACUAGAUGAAUCAAAAAUCUUACAGUCCCUUAGGGAAGAAGGACUUAUAGCCAAGUAACUAAAUAUAAUUUAUUUGAAUUUAAAAUGUUUUUUUACAAUCAUUGACAUAUUAUUUAAGUGGUUUUUUUUAAUUACUUUCUUCAAAUACUGACUUUAAAAAUGGAAAUAAGAAGAAAGGUUGAUUUCAUAAAUAAAAAACAUAAAAUAUGGUAAUUUUUUCCCCUCAAAUAAUCUUUUAUACAUUAUAAGAAAGAAUAUGUUGAAUUUUAUUUAGACCUACAACAGAGUCUUCUGGGGGUGUGAGUUUUGAGUUAGUCACCAGUGAAUGUUUCAAUACAAGUGGACUUCCUUGUCCUCCACCAAGACAACUUGCAAAACUUGAGAGGAGAAGAAAGAAAAAAAGAGUUCUCACAGAAGAAGAAAUAAAAGAAAAGUUAGAAAGAGCAGAGGAGAGAAGAAAAGUAUGUUGUCAGAGGCAAUAGAAUUCCAAAGUGCACAGAUAUUUUAAUGUGAAAUGAUAAUUUAAAAAAUUAAAUUUUCUAUAAAGUUGGCUGAAUUGCAGCUAAUACACUGCAGCAAAAGGUUUUAGGGCAACAGUGAGAAUUUUAUUGAUUAUUGAAGCAGGAAGAAAUGAUUCAUAAUUCAGAACUAGAUACAGCCUAGCUUCUCUAUGUCACAAUGUGAAAUACAAUGCAAUAAAUUCACUGCCACUUCAGUUAUUUUAUUUUACCUUAAGUGUCAAGCAGUUAGUGUUAUCGAUUUAAUAUCUAUUUUUUUAUGUUAGUCAUCAAUCAUUGUUAAUUUUAAAAAACUUUAAAAUUAAAUGUAUGAUUUUUUAGAUUCGUGAGGAAGAGCGGCUAAAUAAAAUCAAAUCACUUGAAAGAUCCGAUGCAAUUGCAGCCCUGGAGAAUUUUGAACACUAUAAGAAAGAGAAAGAAGAGCAACAAAUUCAGAAAAUGGAUGUUGUAGCUGACAACCGUGAAAAGAGAAUCAAUGAAAUAAAAGAAAAGAUAAAGGAGAGAGAAAGGAGGGCAGAAGAGGUGCGAAGAAGAAAACAAAAGGCCUUGGAGGAUAGAUUGGACACAACUGGUAUUAUGAGCAACUCUUUGGAUAAUGAAAUCACUGGCGGUAGUUUACUAACUAGCCAGGAUUAGCAACAGCAUUGACAGACACACAAAGAAUUAUUUAAAUUAAACAUUGGUUUGAAUGAGUAGAUCAGAAUUUAAAUAAUAUUAAAAUAUGUGGAACCAUUAUCAUAGGGAAUUUUUUAAAGAAAUUAAGUUAUUGAAAACUUAGUCUUUAUAGAUAAUCAGUUAAGAAAAUAAAAAUAUCUGCACAUUCAAGCUUAUCAAACGGACUAUGAAAAGAGUUGAUUAACCUCAAUAUAACAAAAACCUGAAGUUAACAAACUCAUCAAAAGUAUGAUAAUAUUGAUAAAUAUAAGUUUUUAAAAAAAUAAUGUGCGACAUUUUAAAACAUUUUUUAAUGCUUGGAUGUUGUUUUUUUAACAAUUAAUUUACACAGCUACAAAGAUGUAAUAUUCUUUACUCAAGGUAAUUUUAUUCAAAGUUUCCAUGUAUUAAUGAAUUUGUUCAAAAUUAAUGUUAAAAACAUUCCUGUUAGAAGCAGUAUUUUUUUUGAGAGAAUUUUUGACCUAAACAAUGACAUUCAUCAUUCAUGUAUUUGUGAAGUACAAGAUUUCAUGUAAAUCUGCAACUGUAACAAAGUAAAUAAACUUAAGCUCUCCAAAAGAAUAAUUAUGUUGUGUCUAGCAUAAUUUUCAUGUGGAAUUAAAAUGCUCUAAACCAAUGCAAAUAAUUUAGUAUAUGAUUUUUUUUUUUUAAAUUGUAUUAAGCGGUUUUAUGCCUAAGGG